Messenger RNA from Dreissena polymorpha, 5318 nucleotides. RefSeq names its product arrestin domain-containing protein 3-like. The transcript has 8 exons. Gene Ontology annotation, biological process: protein transport. The record is from RefSeq and is a predicted model, not a curated record. Gene Ontology annotation, cellular component: cytoplasm. NCBI's taxonomy places the organism in Eukaryota, Metazoa, Mollusca, Bivalvia, Myida, Dreissenidae. The coding region runs from base 29 to 1663 and encodes 544 amino acids.
AGAUCCUGAAAGUCAACCCAAAUAUAACAUGGCAUUAGUUUCCUACGAGGGAGGGAGACUGAACAGCCCGCGUUCGAGCCCAACUCGAGGUAUCUCGGGAUCUCCCGCGCAUAUGAGAAAGGAACCCCUGGGCGCCCAAGGCGGAACAGUGGACCCGUCGACAGUUGAAUCGGGCGUGGGGUUUAAUGCCAUCGGCAACGAGGUGUGGCACACUCCGCCGGCCGACAUGUCGGUGAUUAUUGGCGGGGCGCUUCCGGAACUGGUAGUCGGGUUCAACGGAUUUGACCCGGAAAGUAAGCACAAGGCAUGGUUGAUGGCAAUGGACUACGUACAGAAAUUCGAUAUCGAGUUAGACAAGACCACCUAUUAUGCAGGCGAGAUAGUGACAGGAAACGUCGUCGUAAUAACGACGGAAAACAUAAGGGUGAAAGGUAUCCGCAUGACACUGAGAGGCAAGGCACACACUGAGUGGAAGAUCAGCAAGGCUGGGGAGACACGCACAGUGAAGGAUGACGAGUAUUAUAUUGACGAACGGAAAAUAUUGUGGGGAAAAGAAAAGCACGAGGACGUGAACGCCCCCAUCCUGCCACGUGGAAAGCAUGCGUACCCAUUUGAAUUCAAGCUUCCGGAGACGGCGCUACCGUGCUCCUUCGAGAGCAAGGUCGGUCACGUGCGAUAUUACCUGCGGGUCGUCAUGGAUAUACCGUACGCGUCCCCACCACAGGGCAUCAAAUACUUCACAAUCAUUGGGCCACACAUCGAUUGCAUGGAGGAUCGGUUUUUGACGCCGAAGUUUGCAAGCGACAAACACCGCACGUGCUGCCUGUGUUGCAUGCGAGGUCUCGUGCGUAUCCAGGCAACCCUGGAGCGAAGUGCCUAUUGCUGCGGCGAACAUAUCCGAAUCAAGACGGAAAUCCAAAACGGAAACGACGAACCCGUAUACUUGUUGUGCAAGUUCGUACAGUACGUUGAGUAUUACAUGAACAAGGGCGUCCUGGGCGUCAUGAAGACAGUGAGCCACAAGGUGUGGGAGUAUCAGGCGGAGGCGGUGCGACCUCAGAGUUGUGCCCGGCAGGAUAGUCUGCAAGAGGCUCUGCAACUUCCUGUACUGCCGCCGACGAUGAUCGACGUAUGCGGUCUUAUUCAGAUCCAUUACAUGCUCAAGCUACUGGUGCUCGGUGAAAGCUCGGGCGAAUUGAUGCACGUGCAGUUCCCUAUCACCAUUGGCACAGUUCCCUUUCGUAUCCCGAAUGGCCCUCCACCGGAACUCAUGCACGAGGUCUGCGUCGAUUAUGUGGAAGGCGGCAAGUACAUCAGCUCGGAGUUCCAAGUUGGUCAGGUGUACGUCGGCGACGAGGAGCCGGAAGCGGAAGCGGAAACAGUCCUCUACCGCCCGGUCUACUUGUGCGUACCCCACGAGCGCAAAACAGUAACGAACACCAAAAAAUCCAAAAGCACGAACUCGACGAGUGAGGCGGACAAAGAAGUGUCUGUGAGCGAGGAAGUUAGUGUAGUGCAGCCUAAGCGGAGGUCGAUACCAAAAAUGAUGUCGUUUAAACAAUGUAGCGUUGAUAAACCGGAUAAAUUAAAACCGGAAGUUGUAACCGUGGAACCCGUGAGCACGCAAGAGCCAUGGGAAGUGGUCGCUCUUAAAGCAGACUGAAAACUAUCAGAAGUCGGUGUUAGAUUCGAUGCUGAACUUUGCACAGAAAGCCUUUUCCACGAUCAGAAAAACAUUUUCGGCAUCAUUCGGCACACUAUCCGGAAAUUUGAUCUACAUGUAUACCCUUUUUUAUUCAAAGCACAUUUCUACGUCGUAUUUAAUACACUAGUGACGUCUGUACUUUUUUAAAAUAUCGAUUUAAUUUCGUUUCUAGUGUUAAUGCACUCUUUUCUUAUAUAAUACAUGUUCAAUCAUAACUACAUGUAUUACGACUUGUUUAAUCUUGUCAACUGUCGUCAUCCUUUCAGGAUGGCAUCCAGAUAUCUGAAUCUCUAGAAUACGGCUUUCCAAUCGUUCUGUCGAUGUAAAAAAAACGCCUUCCGUACGUUUGCCUGCGUUAUAUGUAUAAAUAUACACAAGGAAAGUGACCUAUUUAACAGUGUAGUCUAAUGUUUUUGAGUAAAAAUAAUUUUUCUAUGUGUUUUAUGUGUACGGUACUGAUGCAGUGCCUUAUACCGCCAGUGCUCUUUAUCCACCACCCCAUCCACAUCAGCAUUUGAAAAACGGCGCUUAUAUGCGUGUUAGUCUUCAUCAAUACAAACAAUUUCAUUAACGAACUUGUCUUGUUUCCGUACUGAUCCAGCGAAUAUUGCAAUAUUAUAACUUCUUAUGUCUGUAUAACCACCUAAACAUAAAUACAUGACACAUGUGGGGAAAGCCAUUUACCAUAUGUGCAUUCCCAUUAUUGAGUUCCCACAUUAUGUAAUUGAUAAAAUAACCGUUUAUAUUGUAACUGAAUGUUUUAAUAAGUACACUUAAAUAAGGAAAGUGCACAUUAAAGUGGCCUUUUCACGUUUGGGUAAAUUGACAAAAUUGAAAAAAGUUGUUUCAUAUUCGCAAAUUGUCUUUGUAGUUAUGAUAUGUGUAAGGAAAGAGUAAUACUGAACAUUUACCAUGCUCUAAAAUAGCAAUUAUAUGCAUUUUUUGACGAUUUAAAAACCCGAAAAUUAUAAAGCGUUGCAACGCGAAACGAAUUAAUCAUUUGGAAAGUUCUGUUGUUGUCGUUAUAUUUUGUGAAACUACGAUGAAUGCUUAAAUAUAUAUAAAGUAUAAAAUACAUCGAUCGAUGUAUGCGGAAGGAUGGCCGAGUGGUCUAAGUCGUAGACUUUUUACUCCAGGACUCAAGGGGUCAUUGGUUCGAGCCCUGCUGUGAGUUACCUGUUUUUUCUUUUUUUUUAUUCUUGAUUUUUGACUGGAGCUUUUUAUAUCCAAUGUUUACAUUUAUCAAAAUAAAGCAUUUAAUGACAAACUUCAAAACAUGCCAAAAUAUGUGAAAAGGCCCCUUUAAAGAGGCCUUUUCACGUUUUGGUUAAUUGACAAAAAAAGUUGUUUCAGAUCCGCACAUUUUCGUUUUAGUUAUGAUAUUUGUGAGGAAACAGUAAUAAUGAACAUUUACCAUGCUCUAAAAUAUCCAUUAUAUGCAUCUUUUGACGAUUUAAAAACCUGAAAAAUAUAAAGCGUUGAAACGCAAAACGAUUGAAUAAUUUGGAAAUUUUGUAGUUGUCGUUUUAUUUUGUGUGAUACGAGGAUUGCUUAUAUAAAGUAUAAAAUACAUCCUUCAUGGUAUGAUUACGGUUGGCUGAGUGGUCUAAGUGGUAGACUUUUACUCCAGGACUCGAGGGGUCAGUGGUUCGGGCCCAGUUGAGGGUUACUUAUUUUAUAUAUUUUUAAUUGUAUUCUUUUUUUACUGGAGCCUUUUAGAUCCAAUGUUUACAUUUAUCUAUAUAAAGCAUUAAAUUACAAACUUCAAUACAUGCCAAAAUCUGUGAAAAGGCCCAUUGAAACACGUAAGUGCAUGUUUUAUUUUAAAAAUUAAUGAUUAUCAUGUCAUUAAAAAGCACUUUAUUUCGUUUCAACCCGAAGGGCGUGAGCUUCACAAGAACUAUCAUACAUUAAGAUAUAUUACUGUAAUAAAGUAUUAACCUUUACUACUGUUCAUUUUUGAAAAUUGAAUGAAAACAAUGGCUAACAACACAUUGAUUAAACUUAUCCCGGGUCCCGAUUUACGAUUUUAAACAAUCAUGUAUAACAAGAUGCAAAUAACUCCGUAUAGACAAGUGUCGUUGUAUUACGUUUUCAACUCAAUAUAAGUUGCUUUUGAGAUGAUAUGAGUCGUGUUCUGGAAAAACUGGGCUUAAUGCAUGUGCGAAAAGUGUCGUCCCAGAUUAGCCUGUGCAGUCCGCACACGCUAAUCAGGGAUGACACUUUCCGCCUAAAUUGGAUUUUUGCUUAAAAGAGACUUCAUUUAAACGAAAAAUGUCAUAAAAACGGAAAGUGUCGUCUCUGAUUAGCCUGUGCAGUCCGCACAGGCUAAUUAGGGACGACACUUUCCGCCUAAAUUGGUUUUUUGCUUAGAAGAGACUUCAUUUAAACGAAAAAUGUCAUAAAAGCGGAAAGUGUCGUCCUUGAUUAGCCUGUGCGGAUUACACAGGCUUAUCUGGGAAGACACUUUACCCUCAUGCAUUAUGCCAAGUUUUCUCAGAACACAACUCAUAUCAUUUGAACGAUAAUUUUUCCAAGCAAUUGGAACUUAUUUUAGAGGGGUGGCGGAUUAAGGUACUUUCAAGUGAAUAUAAUGUCUAUACAAUGUACAACUAUAAUGUCGAUUUUUUUUCGUAUCCCAAAAGGUCAAAAUGUUCUCAAAAUAUGCCAACAAGUGUAUAGUGAACCUAACAUGAUAUAUGUGCAUGUAUGUGCCAAUCCAUUCACUACUUUUAAAAAGCAUUUUAUAAAUACAUUCAAAAUGUUGCGGAUUUAGGCACUGCAGAAAUAUAUCAUGUGUUGUGCCUCAUGACUGGAAUGUUUUAAUAUAUAAACUAACUAAUAAAUUAAUAUACAAGACUUUAAUACAUCGUAUGUGCACCAGACAGAGUUAUAUUAUGUUCAAACAAAUUACUAGAGUUGAGCGAAUGAUUAAUUAAAACGCUAGUAUUUGUUCAAACUGUAUAACAGUAUCAGAAAUUACGGAGUAUGUGUGUGCUUUUCCCUCCCAUCUUGAAAGUCGUCGGAGUAGGGUCAACGUGUAUUGCACCACAUUCCCGUAUUUACGACAAAAUGCAUGAACGUUACAUUAAAGAUCGCGAGUAUCAAAUCGCUGUUAAAUAACAUUAGAGUUGUCAUCAUUACAAUAUUAAUUACAAUCGUGCCCGCUGCAGAAUAUGUGUGUCGGCAUAGAGCGUCCAUAGCCUUCUACAACGCUCCUUAGCAAAAUGUUAGGUCAAAUUCUUCAAAGAAAAUCAUUAAAUUGUGGUCCGAUCUAUUUAAGUGCAUCAUGUCUUCUGUCGGUGUACAUGUGAAAAGUUCGACGAUGUUACUUAAUGUUCCAAUAUUUAAAGCAUUAAUUUUCACAAUGAACAUCGUAUUCGAAUAUUCACCUUAAAUGACAUUGUUCAUUUUAGGAGCUUUAGAAAUUUGCGAAUGUGUAUGAGGCAGGAAUCUUCAAACAUUAAAUGUCACAAGUGCUUUUGUUGUUGAAACACAAUGUGCUUUUGUGUGUGUAUGGUAUGUGUUUUUAUUAAACGGCACCUUUUCGGCAUGAUUUGUAUAAGAUAUGACAUGUGUUAUUGGAGUAAUAAAAAUAAAUAAGGCACGAAUA